Molecule: messenger RNA, 990 nt
Organism: Opisthorchis viverrini
Lineage: Eukaryota; Metazoa; Platyhelminthes; Trematoda; Opisthorchiida; Opisthorchiidae
Exons: 1
Coding region: 1-990 (329 amino acids)
Source: RefSeq, a predicted model, not a curated record
AUGAGCAGUACACCAAGAAGGAAAUCUGACCUAUCGGAAGCAAGUCAGGAAAGUAAGAGGGCGAGUGAGUUCACCCUGGAUCAAGUGGAGAUUCAUUUGAAAACUCCGCACUAUCCAGAAUUGGAUAACAUUCAGUCUCGUACUGCGUAUCCGGGUACCGUAAGUUACAAGUUUAUGCUAACGGAUCGGUUACCCAAUGUGCCCAACCUGCUUAUCCAACUCAUCAAGCGGAUAGAUUCCGAGGUACCACCCUUGGUAAAGCUGUGUUAUGGACAGAACAAAGAUAGUCUCACCGAAUGUGACCGUAUUUUAACAACCCUGAUAGCCACCAAGAAAGACACGGAAUUAUGUGACACUAUAAUCAAUAGCUGCAGACUUUCUGAGGUCGCACACUUAAUUCAGCUGUUUUUCCUGCGCCUGGAAAACCCUCCGUUUGUAGCUCCUCCGUUAUUUUGCGAAACCGUUUGUGGAGGCGGAUUUUUCAUACAUCCCCGAAAAAUCGCACGCAAAGAAUCAUUGUGCUCCAGGGUAGCCAAAGUAACCCAAGAGUGCCUGGCUGGAUUGAAUAUUUAUCAACAAGCAACGGUUUCUUACUUUAUACAACGAUGCCAACGAUGGUGCCAGGCCGAAGUGGCCUACCAACUCAAACAAGAUUACACAAUCAGUGCAAACAAUACAUACACAGAAGCGAUACGGUUUUUGAGUAGGAUGUUUGCUGAUUGUUUUGUGGGGUUGCCACAAGCAUACGUGGCAGCAAGAACAAUGUCUGGCCACUGCCAACCAACGUUGGAAAUGAAGCGCGAGGUUUUUAUGACCUUAGUUGGAGCCGUCGGUUAUCAUAUUUGGCAUGGAAACUCGAUAGACACUUUGUACAUACCAGGUACACAGCAACCGGGGACGCUGUCGAAAAUUUACUCACGUCCAUCUUCGACUGAAACAUGUUUGGCCAAACACAGUAUGCACAAAGUCCGCUCAUUCAACUGGAUCUAA